Amaranthus tricolor (Joseph's coat) is the source of this 1384-nucleotide messenger RNA. RefSeq lists its product as uncharacterized. The transcript has 3 exons. Bases 493 to 996 code for a protein of 167 amino acids. The record is from RefSeq and is a predicted model, not a curated record. Lineage: Eukaryota; Viridiplantae; Streptophyta; Magnoliopsida; Caryophyllales; Amaranthaceae.
GCCCUUAUAAAUACUUUACAUUAAACAAUUAUAAAUUUUAACUUAAAAAACCUAACAACUAUAGAAUCUCCAUAUAUAAAAUCACAAGUACCCAUAAUUUAGUUUGGUGAGAAUGACCUAGGAGUCAUAGUAGUAGACUAGUAGUACAACUACAAAGAUACUUCUAUUAGCUUAAAUAAGCUGAUACAAAUAAAAGGUAAUAUAAAUUGUAACUUUCUUCCACGUUUACUUAAUUUUGGUGGGUAUUCCUUUAAGAUAAAGACUCCUUAGCUCUUAUUUCAUAUCUCGUCAAUUUUUUCCUCCUCUUCAUCUAAAACUCUUUCCCUUUAUUCCUUCUAAUAAUCAUAAUCUAUAUCCCAAUUCCCAACUUAUCUCCUUAUUCUUCUUUUUUUAUGAAUUUAAAGGUAGACUACAUGUAUUAAGGAUUAAAUCAGUCUACUAUCAAUCAAAACCUCCAUCAAGCCAAACCUCGUCACAAAAGCUCGAAGAAAAAUGGGGAACUGUCAAGCAGUUGAUGCUGCAGCAUUGGUCAUACAACACCCGAAUGGGAAGGUUGAGUGGAUGUAUUGGCCUAUUACUGCUAAUGAAGUAAUGAAGAUGAACCCUGGUCACUAUGUUUCCCUUAUCAUCCCUAUCCAUAGGUCCGAUGAGCCAGGUCCCACUACGGAUAGUAAGAAAAAGAAGGUCCAGUACACUCAAGUUAAACUGCUCCGGCCAACUGAUACACUAGUGUUAGGCCGGGCUUAUCGCCUCGUUACCUCACAAGAGGUUAAGAAGGUAUUGAUAGCUAAAAAGAUGGCAAAAGCAAAGAUGAAUGAAAAAGGCUCAGGAAAUACUAGUAAGCUACAAGCAAGCGCAGGAAAAGAUACAGAUGAAUCAGAAAACAAUGAUCAGGGAUCAGAUUAUGACAGACAGAGAUUAGCAUCAAGAUCUAUGAGCUCGAGAUCUAAGACAUGGAGGCCGUCAUUACAUAGUAUAUCUGAAGCUAUGAGCUGAUUAGUAUGCAGAAGAGGGAAAGAAGAUCAAUAAAUACUUCCAAAAAAGAAGGAAAUAUCAGGAAAAAGGGAGAAGGGAAAAAAUGGGGCACACAAGGAAAAAUGUAACUAACGGUAGUGUCAACCUCUUAUAUCUAAGCCAACUUUUGAUGCAUCAUAAAACAAGGCUAACACCAGGGUGGAGCUUGGUACGUGUAAGGUGUUAGACCGUACAACCUCUCUCUUUAAGAGGCUCAGAUUUUAGUUAUACUUGUUUUGCUUUAAUCUAAUUGUUUUUAGACGGGAAAAUUUUAAAUGAAUAUAAAGCAAGCAUAGCUUCAAUUUCAAAGUAUUAUGUAUUUUUGCUCCGACCCUGCUAUUUAUAAUGUAAAUAAUUUUUUCCUUCUCAA